GGUCAAUCGGGACGCUCCUGUCCAUGUAUACUAUGGUCCAUAUUCUGAAUUCUCUUUUAUCGAUAAAAGUACCUUAAAUGUAGCUUCUCAGCCAAUCAGUUGGCUCCUAGGUCCAUAUUCCUAAACGCUAUAUUCCUAGGUCCAUAUUCCUAACGCCUAAACUUCUUUUAGAGGUACUUUUAUAGAUAAAAGAAGAUUCAGAAUAUGGACCUAUGUCCAUGAAUAAGGCCCAGUUCCACAACCUUCAGUUAACUUAAGUUGCUGGUUAUUCCAUUGAAGUUGACCAAUCGCAUUUGACAUUAAGAAGAGUUAAUCAGAAUUAACCAAUCACUAUUGGGACUUAACUGGUAGUUAAAAUUAAACGGAUGUGUGGAACGUCGCCUAAGCACGAUUUUCUCAAUUGUUCGUUUUUGUUGUAAGUUCGAAAAGUGAGAAAAAGCAAAGUUUGUCGGAAACGAUAGAUUUACGCGAGAUUGACGGUGCGUUUUAAUUUUGUUGACGUUUUAUUGACGUGUAACACAGAGAAGCAGAAGAAUUGAUAAAUUUAUCCAUUUUCAAGAUGUCAUCUUUUCCUACUUGGUGAUUAAUGUUUUGAUAGGAAUUGUGCUUCUUAGAUUAGAUUCAUAGAAUGAACACAUAAUAAUGUUUCUUCGAAAUUUCUGCAAAUAGAAGAUUUCUUAAUAAUUCUAAGAUCACGUUAUUCAUUAAAUCUACAGUACUUGCAUGUUAAAACAUAUAUGGACUUACAAUGGAUAAAGUAAUAGAAGUAGAAAGUUCUUCAGAUGAUGAUGAUACAUAUACAAACCCUGCUGCUCGUUUAAGAGCAUUAAAACAAAAACGCCUUGAAAAUGAGAAACUUGAAAAGUCUAUCAGUGUUGCAGUAAUAAAUGAUGAAAAUGAUGUAACGAUUACCAAUACAGAAGUUUUACCAAGUAAUAUAAUAAAUGAAAACAAUAUACAAACAGAAACUAGAAUUACAAGAUCUGGAAGUAGAGGUGUAAGUAAUGGUAGAGGUAGAAGUAGAGGUAAAGGUAGAGGCAGAGGCAGAAGCAGAUGCACAUUCUAUCCUACUACUAGGUCAACUAGAAAAAGGCAUUCGUUUGUCGAUACUUUAGAGGUGGAAUUUAUACCAUUAGAGCACAGCGAUAAACCAAUUUCUGAACCCACCAAGGAUGAUAUUAUCGCCUUGUCCUCGGAUGAUGACGCUUGUGGCGAGGAUGAUAACUACGAGAUUAAUAUAAAAGUAUUGUGGAGAUCCGUCAGGCUAGAUCGUCUGAGUAUGCGUAGGCACGAUAGUUUCUUGAAGAUUUUUCAGCAUUACGCUGAUCUGGAGAAAGUCUCUGUGGAUGAAAUUUUAAUCAUGAGGAACGAUAAAAUCAUCAAUCUUGUUGAUACGCCAGCAUUGCUUAAUCUUUCAGUUAUAGAUAUACUCGAUGGUGGCAUAGUGAAUCCAGGUAUGAACACGUUAUCCUGUAAGGAUAAGGACAACGAUGAAAAUGAUGAAUGCAAUAUUAAAGUGCAAACUGCUAACAAAAAACAGUCUUUGAUCGUCCCGCUCAAGAAGAAUCAGCAAUUUAGAACGCUAUUCUCUUAUUGCGCGUUACAACUCGGCGAAGAUGAAAGUAAUCUGAAGUUCCAUUUCGAUGGGGAACAGAUCGACCCAACCGACACGCCGGAAUCGUUAGACAUGGAAGGAGAAGCGUGCAUCGAUCUUCGAAUCUCGUCCGUGUAACUUGCUGCAUCAAGUAUAACAAAAGUUUUUUGUAUAAGAAGUUUUAUAAUUAUAAUUUACAGAAACUGUGUCUUUUUUAUAUAGACUUUUACAGCUGAGGAACGAUUGUUCUGACUUUUUGGUAAACUAUUUGACAAUUAAAUCAUAUAUUUACCUUCGUUUUUUUUUUUCAAAUUGAACAGAGAUAAACACAUGAUUUAAUUGUUAGGUGGCUUAUUAGGUUGGAAUAAUGGGCCUUCAAUGUAAGAAUAUCAAACUUGAAAAUCCUAUUCAUUCCUAAAAGACUAUUAGUAAUUUAAAAUUAUUGUAAAAAUAGAUUAUAUUAUUUUAUGAGAAAAACAUCAAAUUACUUAUGUAUCAAGUCAAAGCACACGAAAGAGGAGCAAAGAAUUCCAAUAGAAAAAAUUUUAUCUUCAGAAUAAUCUAUAAUUUUGUUUUAACUAUCGGAUAAUAUUGUAUUAAUAAAUUUUCAAGCACACA
This is a messenger RNA of Odontomachus brunneus, 2212 nucleotides long. RefSeq lists its product as uncharacterized. The record is from RefSeq and is a predicted model, not a curated record. Gene Ontology annotation, biological process: positive regulation of transcription by RNA polymerase II; cytokine production. The transcript is spliced from 7 exons. Lineage: Eukaryota; Metazoa; Arthropoda; Insecta; Hymenoptera; Formicidae. The coding region runs from base 749 to 1732 and encodes 327 amino acids.